AGAGAAGCCACUCUGGGACUGCAUCCCUCAACAUUAAGUUGUUUUCUUCUUGUUUUCAGAGAAAAUCCUUAUUCCAGUUAAGCUUCAAGCAGCAUUUUCUACUAGCCAGAAAGACUUCUAUGGAAAUUGCACUCAAAACAUAAUGAUGAUGUGGUCCUGUUUAGGAAUUUCUGGUUUCUUUCAGGUUUCUAUGGAUCCUAGCAGUUCACAAUGAAGAAAGCACGCCAAGUCCUUCUGUAUUUAUUCAAAACCUUGUCUAUCUACCUAACAAAAUCCCAGAAAGGAAAAUGCCCAAAACUGCUCCUGGUGCCAUGCGAGGCUGCCUGUGGAUGUGCGUCCGAGUCCUGGCAUCCCUAGUCAUCCUGGGGUUCUUUCUUCAAGACAAUAUCGCAGCAGCACAUGUAAAGCAGCAACAUAACACAUUGCUGGACUCCGGGGCCAUGUGCCUGUGGCGGGAAGGCUCUGUGGAGGCUCGUGACCAGGUGGGGAGAGCAGCAAGCUAAGCUCUGAGAUAUUGUACGUGAUGGAUCCUCAUGACCAUCCAGUCUCCCCUAAGGAGCACGUGCCCCCAGUUGUCUCCAAGGCAUCAAAGAAUCACCCGUGGGGCUGAUAAUGUUGUCACUUGUACUCAGAGUGAAAAGAAGAAAAUGAUUCAGCAGAUAGCUCAGGAGGAAAUCAGCUCCAAAAUCAAGAACCAUUUGAAAUACUUCACAGAGAUGCAGGAAAGUUCCCAUGUUCUCCAGCAUGUCACCUACACAGUUCUGGCUGGAGCCUCUUACCAGCCAAAGAGGAUGCUGACGGUGGGCAUCUUCUCAGUGCCACAUAGCCACAGGACUCACCUCUUGGACACCAUGACAUCCUUGUUCCAAGCUUCCUCGGAACAGGACCUGGAGUAUAUGCUGGUCUUGGUCCUCCUGUCAGACACUGACCCCACAUGGCUCAACCAAACAGUUGCCAACAUUUCAGGUCUUUUCAUGCCUCACAUUGACUCUGGGAGGCUGCUGGUGGUCCAUGGUCGGCUUGGUGGCUCCAGAGCAAAGAGCAGAAAUGAUACCUCCCCCUGUGGAAAACUAUAUUCUAGGCAAAAAACAAGUCUUGCCCUUCUCAUGAAUUUUGCCCUCAACCUCUCUGAAUACUUCCUGUUGCUAGGAGAUAAUGUGAAGACUGCCCCCAAGUUUCUGGCUAAUGUCUUCUGGGCCUUGCCGGCCUGGAAACAGCUCCCUUGGGUGAGCCUAGACUUCUCCAGCAUGCCGCUCUCCGGAAAGGUUUUCCAUACUGAGGACCUUUCCCGCUUCGUUUCCUUCUUGCUCCUCUUCCCCAAGGACAUUCCCACUCACUUGCUUCUCUCUGAGUUCAGGCUUCUCUUGUCUCAAAAUGUCCCUAUCCGCCUCAGUCCCUCCGUCUUCUACCGAAUGGACAGGGACUCUGAGUUUGAAGACACAUGCUUUCCUGCGAAGCGAGACAAAGACUUGGGCAGACCAGACAAUCCUGCUGGGACUGUCUUUACAGACAUGAUCUCGUUUUGGAAUACAAAUCCACAGUUUGCCUACUUUCUCAAUGAUGACUACUUCUGGGCCUUGGACCCUCUAGAAGGCAACUACUUGCUGGUGGUUCUAGAUAAGCCACAAAAAGUCAUCAAGGUAGCAGUGGAGACAGGCUCUACUAAGAAUAGGUUGAACUUAUUAAAACAUGGGCAACUAUUACUGGGCUACAGCCCCAUGGAAUACCCCCAACGCUGUGCUCAUUAUAACUUGGUAGGACCAUUGGUGAGAGGUCAGUUGGAGCAGAUGGUAUUUUAUGAAGAAGAUGCUGUGAUGGAGAUUAGUUGUAUAAAAUUGCUGGUGACAUCAUCUCAUGACUACCCCGUCAGGAUCAUGCAGAUCAAAGUCUGGACAAAAGUGGAGGACGAGGAGAGUUGGAGGCUACUGUAAGAUUUCUAUAAGACAGGGUCUAGGAAGGGAGAAAUAAAGCCAUCGAAUGACCAAAAAUGUCUUCUCCUUGUGAAUACAGUGAUCAUGGAAUUUAUUCUCCAAAAAGGACAAAAAGGACACUAUGCUGGCUGGUUCCUGUCAACUGACACAAAGCUAGAUAAAACCGAGAGGAGGGAACCUCUGUAAGAUCGGCCUGUGGGUCAGGAGAGCUGUGUAGUCAGGAGAGCUGUGUAGUCAGGAGAGCUGUGUAGGUCAGGAGAGCUGUGUAGUCAGGAGAGCUGUGUAGUCAGGAGAACUGUGUAGUCAGGAGAGCUGUGUAGUCAGGAGAGCUGUGUAGUCAGGAGAGCUGUGUAGGUCAGGAGAGCUGUGUAGUCAGGAGAGCUGUGUAGUCAGGAGAGCUGUGUAGUCAGGAGAGCUGUGUAGUCAGGAGAGCUGUGUAGUCAGGAGAGCUGUGCGGCACGUUCUGGAUCAGGGAUUUGAUGUCUCAGACAGAGUAAAGUGCUCCUAAGCAACAUCACGGCAGUCAUUCUCUGCUUCCUCAUGUGCACUUACACACACACACACACACAUC
Mus musculus (house mouse) is the source of this 2502-nucleotide messenger RNA. RefSeq names its product MGAT4 family, member F (gene Mgat4f). The record is from RefSeq and is a predicted model, not a curated record. Lineage: Eukaryota; Metazoa; Chordata; Mammalia; Rodentia; Muridae. The transcript has 4 exons. The coding region runs from base 534 to 1931 and encodes 465 amino acids.